CACGGUUGAUAUGUGCUCGUGUUAACUACAAGGUGAGCAUUAGCCUUUACCUGCUUACAGUUGUGUCCCGGUUUGAGAAAUGCCGACCAGUUCAAUUCGUAGCCCGACGAAAGUGACGCAUAGAAACACCUGGUACAUACUGGAGUGCAUGCGGCUGGCCCGUCUCAACUUGCCUCUCACACGGUUAGUGUUUCAACCACCAUCCGGUUAUGUGGAUUGUCGCGGGGUGCUGAACGAACUCAAUCGCAUUCCGAUGGGUCAUUCUGGUCAGUGCUUGAAUUGGACAGACUGUGCUGCUACCGUAAUAUCAAAUCGGCUACUUCCAUUUUCUACGUUACAAGGACCAACGAGCGGAGUCCUUUCUCGUAAACAAACGCAAAGUUUAAAGCGAUAUACACCUACCUUUGUAUGAAACCAGAGCUGACUUUCGUGAAUUCAUCGAGAAAACAUGAAGCACAUGUGAGCGAUUCUGCUUCAAAGACGAAGAUGAAUACGCAACUUCCAUUGGCACACGAAAUACACGUUUACAAAAAUCUGC
Dicrocoelium dendriticum is the source of this 538-nucleotide messenger RNA. Lineage: Eukaryota; Metazoa; Platyhelminthes; Trematoda; Plagiorchiida; Dicrocoeliidae. The record is from the annotation of a GenBank genome assembly.